UGUAAAUCAAAAUUUUUAAUGACAUAAUGUAAAGCAACAAUAAUAAAAAGUUUAAAUCCAAUAAAAAAUCGUGUGAAAAGGGUUCUAUUGUACUCUUCAACUUUUGCGUAAAGAAGCAAGUACUGAUAUAUUUUACGUGAUGUCUACGUGCACAUGUAAAUAAUCUAUUGUUUUGCAUUUUGAAAAUACAAAAAAUGGCUUGUAAUUCUUGUUUUAAGGCAUUUUCUAUAUUCCGACAAGAGAAAGGUUGUCCAAAUUGUGGGUUCAGCUAUUGUUCAAAAUGUUUGAACUACAAAAUGUUUGUAAAAAAAGUCAACGAAGAAAAAAAGGUUUGUCUAAAAUGCUCACGUCUGUCAAUAAAUAAAUCAGAUAAAGCACAUGUCAUUCCUCCUGAUGCUUUUAAUAGGAAUAAUGCCUUAUCCAAAGACAAUUCCAGUACUUCCAAACAAAAUAAUGUUGAAACCAAUAGUAUUGAUGAAGAAAUUAAAGAAAGACUGAAGAAAUUAAAACAAUCUGCUCCAUCAAAUAUUGAAGUUAGUAAUAAGGAUAUAGCAGAAAGAUUACAGCAAUUAAAACAAGAUUCUGUCAGUUCUAAUGAUGUUAAAUUAAAUCCAAGUCUAGCAUCAGCAAGUGGUUUAUCUGUUACAGUUCUGGAUGCCAAGAAGAAGAGAAGUGAACAAGAGGAAGUUAAUGAUUUACUAGUGGAGCUGGAGGCGAAAUCUAAAAUCGACACAAAAUAUAAUGAAGAUUUUGAUAAUAAACUUUCCGAAAUUGAGAUGAGAUUGCAAAAAUUACGAAGUUCCAACACAAAUACUGACAUUGGACAAACAUUAAAAAAUAAUGUACCAGAUAAUGAACAAACAUCCAGCCAAAUAUUAGGAAAGCAAAUAAAAACUGAGCAAGAGGAACUUAAUGAUUUGUUAAAAGAAUUGGAGGAGGAAUCAAAAAUGGAGGCUCAAAUUAACAAUGAUUUUGUAAUGAAACUAAAUGAUCUUGAGAAGAGAUUGAAUAAUUUAAAGAAAUCUCAACCAAGUACUGAUGAAGAUGCAAAUGUAAAACAUAAAGACAGUCCAAAUGAACAAACAGUAUUAAGAGAAAUUUUAGGAAAGAUACAAUUAGAUGUAACUGGUAUAGAUACAGAAGAUAUUUCUCCAGAUAUAAAUGAUGAGUUGCCAUUUUGUGAAAUAUGCAAUGAGGAUGCCAAAGUUCGCUGUAAAGGUUGCAAAUACUUGUACUGUAUAAGAUGUUUCAAUGAACAUAAAGACGAAGAUUGUAAUGAAUAUGAAAUUUAUAAUGCACCAAAAUAGACUAUUACAUUGUAACUUUAUUUUUUUUUAUAGAAUAU
Messenger RNA from Papilio polytes (common Mormon), 1345 nucleotides. Its product is annotated as RUN and FYVE domain-containing protein 1-like. Gene Ontology annotation, biological process: abscission; mitotic cytokinesis checkpoint signaling. Gene Ontology annotation, cellular component: centrosome; midbody; cleavage furrow. Gene Ontology annotation, molecular function: phosphatidylinositol-3-phosphate binding. The record is from RefSeq and is a predicted model, not a curated record. The coding region runs from base 195 to 1307 and encodes 370 amino acids. Lineage: Eukaryota; Metazoa; Arthropoda; Insecta; Lepidoptera; Papilionidae. The transcript has 7 exons.